AUGAAGCGCGGCUACAAACGAGGGCGAGCAAAGGACACUGAAGAUCGUCGCCAACUUGAAGCGUUCCAGAAAAAGCAACAAGAACUUCAAGAAUUGGAAGCGCAGCUCGCAGAGAAAGAUCGUAGUUUAGCCGAAGGCACGAAGCGCUUCGAGCAAAACUACGGGAGCCCGCCGGAUGCAGAUUUUGGAGAUUUUUCGCCACCGAGAAGCAGCAUUAUCAACAAAAAGCAAAACAUUCUAAUCGAUAUUUCUAGCGAUGAUUCUGAUGACUCUUCUAAAAUCCGAAUCGACAGUUCUUCUAGCUUCCCUUCUCAGUCGUCGCCUAGAUCAGCGAAACGAUUAAAACGUAAUAAGCGUUAUCGUCAAGAAAACUAUGAUCAUCAGCAAUAUGAUCACCACGAGGAGCCACACUAUGAAUACGAUCAGCAAGCACCAGACUAUCAGUAUGAACAGCAUCAUGAACCCUACUAUCAAUACGAAGAGCAGGAAUAUCAGUAUAGCUCUCCAGAAGAAUACUCUGGACGCAGCCCAGUUUAUGAGCAUCCACCAGACUACGAGAAUUUUAGAUAUGAACCUCCGCCGUUCUAUGAUGCGGAUGUGCGAGUAGACGAAAUGCCCCGGUGGCCGAUGCAAGGAGACUCAUCGACAUCAAGUGAGGAGGAUUAUAGACGACCGAUACCCUUUUGGAACCAUCGGGUAGAAGUGCGAAUAGACCCGAUGCCAGCUUUCCCUAUGACUGAAGAAGAGGAAGAGGAAGAAUUCAGAGAAGACCCUCAAGACGAUCCAGAAUACGCUGCCAGUAAAGUACGCGACAAGAAAGUCCGUCUUCAACUGAGAAUGAUUGCUAAACAAGCACAGUGGGCGGAAGCUCAACCCAAAAGCGCGCCGUACGAUGAGGACGAAGAGAAAGACAGGGAUCGAGAAAGAGAGCGUCGUGAGAGACGAGAGGCGCGUAAUACGAUAGCUGAAUACAAGGAAAAAGUUGUGGAUAAAAUGCGUGAAGAUCGUCAAAAGGAUCGAGAGCGAGAGCUUAGAAAGCUAGAUGAGGAACGGGCGAAACGGCACGCGUUGAGGGAUAGAAAAGAAGAGGAAGAGGCUAGACGAAGAAGACGUGAUAGGAGAAAGAUGGAGGAACUGUUGAAGGCGGCGGAAACCGAUGAGAUGUUUUUAAAGUACUUGACACCGGCGUUCGGAGUUCUAGAGUGUAAAUCGGAGAGGAUCGAUGGAACAGAUCCCGUCGAAUACGUUUCCAAAUGUCAUUCUGUAAAUGUGCCGAAAGAGCUUCUCUACGGAACGAAAAUCGCCGAAAUCAAGGGCGAAGGCUACAAAGGAGCGAUCAUGAACUUUGUCGACAAAAUCGUCGGACUCGGUAUUCUCGACAGUUCGUUGCGCAAGAACAUGCAGCGCGUCGAGAAGCUCCCAAAGUUCCUAGCUGAGUUGGUCGAGCCAUUGUGCAAUGAUAUUGCAAUCUAUGGCACCCAAAUCAGCGUGACCGACGACGCUCGCAACAUGAGAAGCAAUUUUGAGACGUUCUGUAAGGAAAAGAGCGCCGAGUUCUGGAGUCAAAAGGAGCACAAGAUGAAACUCGGCGAUUUUAUGAGGAAAUACGAGAGAAAGCGCUCACAUUCCACGUCGACUUCUGGAGAGCGCAGACGAAACGAUCGGGAUAGACGGGACCGGGUCCGAAACCGUUCUAGAAACAGGGAUCGCAAACGUACGGCUUCGGCUUCGUCUUCAUCGAAAGAAGACUCGCUGAAAUCGCUAUUUGCCACUGUUAGCAGCGGGGUGACGUCUCCAGAUUACUCUGUAAUUGAUCCUUUGUAUCAUGCACCGAUUUAUCCAACCAGCAACAGCUUCCAUCAACAGAAUUCCGAAUUCAUGUCUUACGGAUUCUCUAACAAUUCUCAUCAGCCAGUCAUGAAUCAGCACAUGGACCCAUCGCAAUUCUACCCUCCAGGAGUCCCUUCUCAACAGCAACCACAACCGCUUAAAGCACCUCCACUCAUGAGCGGACUUCUCAUGUUCACACCAAACGAGCCAGUGAUGCAGCAACCUUCAAUGCAAGCAGCUCCACCUCAAAACUUCAUUCCUGCACAACCAAUGGUUCCGAUCAAUGCUUCUAUGCCACCACAGGAACCGCCAGCACCACUACCGGUAGCGCAGAAAGACGACGACGCCGACUUGAUGGAUGAGAUCUUCUCAAUGUGA
This is a messenger RNA of Caenorhabditis briggsae, 2208 nucleotides long. The transcript is spliced from 6 exons. The coding region runs from base 1 to 2208 and encodes 735 amino acids. Gene Ontology annotation, cellular component: mRNA cleavage and polyadenylation specificity factor complex. Lineage: Eukaryota; Metazoa; Nematoda; Chromadorea; Rhabditida; Rhabditidae. The record is from RefSeq and is a predicted model, not a curated record. Gene Ontology annotation, molecular function: RNA binding.